AUGCUGGAUACAUCAGAAGCGGUUCCAAAGUAUGUUGGUGGUGUUGAAGACCGGGUUGAUGUGGCAGUUGAUGUUAUGUCGUACUUUGAGCUUGUGAGUAUUUUGAUUCAGGAUUUCGAUUACUUGUCGGUUGAGAAGAUGUGGUAUUUGACUCCGGGACAGAGCAUGGAGCAUGGUUUGCACGAGAUUGCCAAUGAUUCUGAUGUGAUGAAUGGGUUACUUGGAGAUGCCGAGCUAGGGGAGGUGGUGGUGUUUUUUGAAGCAACCAAGUUUCUCGGUGAAAUGGGGGACAACUAUGGGAAUAGUGAAGAUGUUGCAGACGAGGAAGGCGACAACUCUGGCGUUGCAGAGUUCAUCCGGUUAGAUGAUUAUGAAGCUCAGACUUCAGAUGAGGAAUAUCAUGAGAUUAGGGCCCGUUGUCGUCGCAUGAGACAAAAAUGCAUGUUUGAGGCGACUGGAUUGGGGGAAGAGGUCGGCCUAGUAUUUGUAGAUGAAGAUGAGGUACAACAGAGUGUGCAGCAGGAGGAUGGAGAGCCAGAGGUACAUCCUACUGUGAACGAGGAAGAAAAUGCAGGGGAGGGACAGCGAACAGAUAACAUGGAUGAUGUUGAUGUUGACGUUGAAGGGAGUGAAGCUUCUUUCUAUAGGGGUUCCGAGGACUCAAAUCAUGUGAGGGGAAAUUUGGAUGAAGAAGAAGAGGUGUCUAUGAUCGACAAGUGUCGAUUUUAUGAUCCAAAUUGUGAUCAUAAAACACUGUCAAUUACCACACAUAUGAGGUUUGCUAGUCCCAAGCAGUUUCAAGAAGCUAUUACAAAGCAUUCAAUCGAGAUUGGAGCUGAUAUUAGAUGGGUGCGCAGCAGUGAGAAGAGAAAAGAAGCUGUGUUUGCCCAAAAGUGUGGCUGGAGGGUGUAUGCAAGUUGGUAUGGGAAGAGGGAGACUUUUAUGGUGAAAGGUGUUGGGACUCCUCAUGACUGUCCGCGUACUUUUCGCAUUCGAGGUGCUACUUCGAAGUGGAUAGCUACUCAAUUUCUAGAUCGGUUUAGAGUGGAGCAAGAUUGGGAUGUGAAUCUCAUGGCGGCUGAGAUAAAGCAGAAGUACAAUGUGGAGGUGACACGGAAAAUCUGUUACCGAGCUCGGAUUGAAGCUCGACGCAUUCUCCAUGGCUCCUUACAAGAAGAUUUCAAUCGGAUUCGGUCAUAUAUAGGUCAUCUACAGCGAGUUGACCCGGAUGGAACCUUCCGGCUAGAGGUGGAUUUGGACCCAGGAUCCGAUAAUGUAUUCUUCAAGAGAUUCUAUGUUGGGUUUUCAAGCGUGUGUCGUGGAUUCUUGGAGGGCUGUAGGCCUUUCUUCUGUCUAGAUGGGUGCUUCUUGAAAGGGGAGGUCAAAGGGAUGUUACUUAGUGCUGUUGGAAAAGACGGAAACAACCACAUGUACCCGAUAGCAUGGGCAGUUGUUGAGUCUGAAAACGGGAGUUCGUGGACAUGGUUCUUGCAAAUAUUGAAAGAACAGCUUGGGCUACAAGAUGGCAAUGGGUGGAAAAUUGUUUCAGACCAACAGAAGGCAAGCUUCCAUUUCCAUCUUAUUUAA
Messenger RNA from Linum tenue, 1587 nucleotides. NCBI's taxonomy places the organism in Eukaryota, Viridiplantae, Streptophyta, Magnoliopsida, Malpighiales, Linaceae. The record is from the annotation of a GenBank genome assembly.